This is a messenger RNA of Saccostrea echinata, 558 nucleotides long. RefSeq names its product neurocalcin homolog. Lineage: Eukaryota; Metazoa; Mollusca; Bivalvia; Ostreida; Ostreidae. Gene Ontology annotation, molecular function: calcium ion binding. The coding region runs from base 1 to 558 and encodes 185 amino acids. The record is from RefSeq and is a predicted model, not a curated record. The transcript is spliced from 2 exons.
AUGGGUAAGAAAAGUAGUAAGCUAAAACUAGAAACCCUGGAGGAUCUUAAGACAAAGACCAAAUUCAGUGACGCAGAAAUCCUAGAAUUUUACAGGGGAUUUAGAUUGGAAUGUCCAAGCGGGGAAUUGUCCAUAGAGGAAUUUCGCAAAUUAUACAGAGGUCUCUUCCCAAACGGGAAUGCAGAAAAAUUCGCCGAACACGUCUUUCGUGCUUUUGAUGAAAACAGAGAUGGAACUUUAGAUUUUCGAGAAAUUAUGUGUGCUCUUAGUGUGAGCUCGAGAGGGACAAUGGAAAACAAAGCAAGGAUGGCCUUUAAAAUCUACGACUUGGAUAGGGAUGGAUAUAUCACUGCACGUGAAAUGACGGAAAUCUUAAAGGCAAUGAGCAAGAUGACAAGCAAAACCAUGGAUCUGUCACCUGAAGAGAAAACAAGAGAAAUCUUUCUGAGACUGGACAAGAAUCAAGAUGGAAUCCUCUCCAUGUCAGAAUUCAUCCAGGGAGUGCAGACCGAUUCCUUUAUUAUGGAAAUUCUCACGUGUGCCUCCAAAACAGAUUGA